This is a messenger RNA of Prorocentrum cordatum, 1169 nucleotides long. The record is from the annotation of a GenBank genome assembly. Lineage: Eukaryota; Dinophyceae; Prorocentrales; Prorocentraceae.
CUGACUUGCGUGAUUUUCGCACGUGCAAAUCGCUUGCGGCCUGCUUCAGGUUCAAGCCCCCCCCGUCAAUGCAAGUAAACAUGCCGGAGUCUAGUAACAAAAAAACAGGCUCUGGCACGGUGGCGAGUCUUGCCGCGCGAGCAGCUGGAUAAACAGCACUCCAAUCUGGCCACCAGGAGGGGAGUCAUGACCAGAGGACCUUGCUAUAGUGAUUGCUCAUCUCUCGGGCGCCGCGAACACGCCAUGGCACAUGUGCGCGACACUUAUGAAGAUGGCAUUUCCCUGAGUCGGUGAGACCGCGGCGAAAGGAUUUGAAAGAAGCGGGAUGCCCCAGAACCGCACGAAUGAUGGAUCGCCUCACGAGAGUGCGUCACCCCACUGUUUUGAAGUGCGCGUCAGCCUUCGCCUUCAAGCGUGUCUUCCAAGAGCAAUCCGCGGUGCAGUUCGCGCUGGCCAGGUGAUGGCUGACCGAAUAGUCGAAGGGCAUUCCAAGGCCUAGCCCCCUCCCCUUCUCGAGCAACUGCCACCCGAGAGGCUGCGCUGGCACGGUGGCGGGACUGCCGGAGACCGCCGAACAUGCUCGAGGAAACGUGCGCCUCGCCUCCCAAAGCAGGAAGGCAGCGGGGCGGCCAGCGCACGCCGCAGGGGCGGGGCGAGAAAAGCGGCUGUGAAACUCGGCCCGCGCGCACGGCGCGGCAGGCUCCACUGGCAUGGGUCGCCGUCUGCUCGAAUCGCACGACCGGCGAGGAAAGAAGCAGUCGACGGGGAAGAGGAGGCGGAGGAGGGAAGAGCAAGACGGGAGAAAAAGAAUGAAGCCGACAUCGCAGACCCCCCGGCCGAGGAGGGCGAGAAGACAGCGGAGCGAGGAACCGAACGAGGACGAGGGAAGGCGAGGAGAGCGCGAGGACGAGGAGGACGUGGCGGGCGGAGAGAGGACGCGGCGUGAGGGCGGGGACGUGCACCAACGUGCACGCCCGCGGCGACCGCACGCGAGCGAGUGGCCAGCGCUCCAUGCGCGCGGGAACUGGCACAGAGGAGGCAGCCACGCGGCACAGGCACAGAGACAAGCGCGGAGGUCCGCGCAGAUCUCUCUCUGGCAAGGGAUAUAAACUUGAGCAGGGACCGACCGUCCCGGCAUUCCUAUAGGCCUAAUUACCACGACAUGUUCU